AUGCCUCCUAAGAAGCAACCCGAGAAAUCCGGGUCCUCCGGGGCCAAGCCCGCGGAAAAGAAGCCCGCCACGGCUAAAACUCCUGCAGCUGCACCUAAAGCUGCAUCUUCAUCUGGCGCUGCCGCUGCUGCACCUAAACCGGCAUCAGCUAAAACGCCUGCACCUGCUCCUAAAGCAGCUGCGCCUAAAGCAGCGCCCGCAGCUAAGCCUGCCGCCGCUAAACCAGCAUCAGCUGCUGCUGCGAAGCCAGCUGCUGCCAAGCCUGCUGAGAAGAAACCGGCUUCAGCUCCUACUGCUAAGCCUGGUUCUGCUAAAGCUGCUGCAUUGAAAGCUAAGUCUAGUGCCAAGCCUUCAGUGAAGAAAGCUGCAGCUGCAUCAAGGCCCAAACCUAAACCAGCAGCGGCUAAGUUGAAGAUUGCCCCUAAGCCUAAGAAGACCGGCAUCAAGGGCCAGAAGAAACAAGUAGUUAAACCCGUUGCUAAGGCCCUCAAAGCACAAAGAAAGGUAGUUAAAGGUGAACAUGGCAAGAGAGUACGCAAGAUCCGCACUUCUGUGCACUUCCGCAGGCCAAAGACCUUUGAACCUCCAAGGCACCCCAAGUACCCCAGGAAGUCGCUUCCCAAGAGGAAUCGCAUGGAUGCUUAUAAUAUCAUAAAGUAUCCGCUGACAUCUGAAGCAGCCAUGAAGAAAAUUGAGGACAACAAUACUUUGGUAUUCAUUGUUCACACUAGCUCCAACAAGCACCACAUCAAGGCUGCGGUUAAGAAGCUCUAUGACAUCAAUGUUGCGAAAGUCAACACCCUUAUCAGGCCCGACGGCAAGAAGAAGGCGUACGUACGACUCGCCAGGGACUAUGACGCAUUAGAUGUUGCCAACAAAAUCGGCAUCAUAUAA
Messenger RNA from Spodoptera littoralis (African cotton leafworm), 894 nucleotides. The record is from the annotation of a GenBank genome assembly. Lineage: Eukaryota; Metazoa; Arthropoda; Insecta; Lepidoptera; Noctuidae.